Messenger RNA from Cinara cedri, 603 nucleotides. NCBI's taxonomy places the organism in Eukaryota, Metazoa, Arthropoda, Insecta, Hemiptera, Aphididae. The record is from the annotation of a GenBank genome assembly.
AUGGAAGAAUUCGGAAGAGAGCCUUGUCCAAUGAGAAUAUUAGAAGAUCUUGGUGGUGCUUUUGCCAUGGGUCUUAUUGGGGGUGGUAUUUUUCAAAGUAUCAAAGGUUUCCGUAAUGCACCCACUGGAUUUAACAGACGCUUUAAUGUAAGUUGAAUAGCAUGUGAUAUAUCAGACAUCUUAAAAAUUUAUUGCUUUAUUCUUAAAUAUUUGCUAAAAUAAAUGAUAUGUCAUAAGUACUUUAUUUAAUAUAAACCAAAUCUUGUUUUCUAGGGUGCCUUUCAUUCCGUGGCAACCAGAGCACCCAAUAUAGGAGGCAGUUUCGCUGUGUGGGGAGGAUUAUUUUCAACAAUUGAUUGUUCACUAGUAGCAAUUAGAAAAAAAGAGGAUCCGUGGAAUUCUAUAGCUAGUGGAGCUUUGACCGGUGGUAUAUUAGCAGCUCGUAAUGGGAUACCUGCUAUGACAGCUAGUGCUGUUUUUGGUGGUUUACUAUUAGCCAUGAUCGAAGGAUUUGGUUUAUUUUUCAUGCAUAUGUCAGCCGAACAGUUCAGACCUCAACCACCAAUUUUUGAAGAUCCAACCAAUAAUCCUAACUCAGGAUAA